Molecule: messenger RNA, 267 nt
Organism: Entrophospora candida
Lineage: Eukaryota; Fungi; Glomeromycota; Glomeromycetes; Entrophosporales; Entrophosporaceae
Source: the annotation of a GenBank genome assembly
AUCAAACUUGCAAUUCAAGAAGAUUGUCAAUAUAUUUCUCAUGGAUGUACAGGAAAAGGAAAUGACCAAGUUUGUUUUGAAUCAGCAUAUUUUGCUUUAAAACCUGAUGUCAAGAUUAUUGCUCCAUGGAGAAUUCCAGCCGAAAAGGGCAUACCUAUUGUUAAAGAAUUGUGUUCAAAAAAUGGUAAUUUAUAUAAUAUCUCUCAUGAAAACAUGUGGAGUAUGACCAUUGAUCUGGAAGAUGCUCCUGAUGAAUCUGAACAAAUU